Messenger RNA from Stylonychia lemnae, 471 nucleotides. Lineage: Eukaryota; Ciliophora; Spirotrichea; Sporadotrichida; Oxytrichidae. The record is from the annotation of a GenBank genome assembly.
AUGUUUAGCAAGUCAAAUGAUUUCUAUACCACUGGAACAACUGCUGAAGACCAGAUGAAGAUCAAUGUUUGCAGACGUGAAAACGAAACCAGACAUAACAUGGUUCUUUACAAGGAUGCAGCAAAGAGAGUGGUCUUCUAAAACUGUAUGACUCAAUGCGAAAUCGAGCCAGCAACUAUUCCUAACUUUAACAAAAAUUUCUACUAUAACCAAGCUAGUGAGCAAUAAUGCCUUCAAAAUUGCUACAAUAACAGAAUGAAUUUGCAUUUCGGAAAAUUAGCUGAGUCAGAAAACAUGCUGAUCGAUUUUGAGGCCAUGAAGGCAUAGUAUCAUAGAUAUGAAAACUGGAACCCACACAACAGAGAUAUUAAGAGAUUCAGCAAAACUAAUACCACUGAAGAGGCCCAUAGUAUCACUCAAAGACUUAUUGAGAAAUCAAAUGCCGCUAGAUACGGGAAAUUCGAUUUCUGA